This is a messenger RNA of Triticum aestivum (bread wheat), 2059 nucleotides long. Its product is annotated as putative laccase-5. Bases 38 to 1774 code for a protein of 578 amino acids. Gene Ontology annotation, biological process: lignin catabolic process. NCBI's taxonomy places the organism in Eukaryota, Viridiplantae, Streptophyta, Magnoliopsida, Poales, Poaceae. Gene Ontology annotation, cellular component: apoplast. The record is from RefSeq and is a predicted model, not a curated record. Gene Ontology annotation, molecular function: hydroquinone:oxygen oxidoreductase activity; copper ion binding. The transcript is spliced from 6 exons.
CACUUCACUUGCUUCGAGGCGCAACCAAGCCACACAAAUGGGUGCUCCUCGCGGCCUCCGGCGACACGCUGCCGCCUCCGCAUGCCCCCUCCUCGCGUUCGCCGUCCUCCUCGCGUUGCCGGGCCUCGCCGCCGGCGCCGUCACCCGGCGCUACACGUUCAAUGUGGGGAUGACGAGCGUGACGCGGCUGUGCGGCACCAAGAGCAUCCCGACGGUGAACGGGCAGUUCCCGGGGCCGAGGCUGGACGCGCGGGAGGGCGACCGGCUCGUGGUCACCGUCCACAACCACAUGAGCCGCAACGUCUCGUUCCACUGGCACGGGCUACGGCAGCUGCGCAACGGGUGGGCGGACGGGCCGGCGUACAUCACGCAGUGCCCGAUCCAGCCCGGGCGGAGCUACGUGUACGACUUCACCGUCGCCGGGCAGCGCGGCACGCUGUGGUGGCACGCGCACCUCUCCUGGCUCCGCGUGCACCUCUACGGGCCUCUCCUCAUCCUCCCCGAGCUCGGCGUGCCCUACCCCUUCGCCGCCCCCUACAAGGAGGUGCCCAUCAUGUUCGGCGAGUGGUUCAAGGCCGAUACGGAGUCGGUGAUCAGCCAGGCCCUUCAGACUGGCGCUGGCCCAAAUGUCUCCGACGCCUACACUUUCAAUGGGCUCCCCGGCCCAACUUAUAACUGCUCAUCCAAAGACACGUACACGCUGAAGGUGCGGCCCGGGAGGACGUACAUGCUCCGGCUCAUCAACUCGGCGCUCAACGACGAGCUCUUCUUCGGCAUCGCCGACCACACGCUCACCGUCGUCGAGGCGGACGCCAACUACGUCAAGCCCUUCACCGUCAGCACGCUCGUCAUCUCGCCGGGGCAGACCAUGAACGUGCUGCUCACCACGUCCGCCAGCCCUUCGUCCCAGGCCUUCGCCAUGGGCAUCGCGCCGUACACCAACACCCAGGGCACGUUCGACAACACCACCGCCGCCGCCGUCCUCCAGUACGACGCCCCGACGCCGCCGAGCUCCGCCCAGAGCCUCCCCCUGCCGGCCCUGCCGCGGUACAACGACACCAACGCCGUGGCCAGGUUCACGAGCAACUUCCGGAGCCUCGCGAGCGCGCAGUACCCGGCGCGCGUGCCGCGGGCCGUGGACCGGCACGUCCUGUUCACCGUCGGCCUCGGCACCGACCCGUGCCCGUCCAACCAGACGUGCCAGGGCCCCAACGGCACCAAGUUCGCCGCGUCCAUCAACAACAACUCCUUCGUCCGGCCCAGGACCGCGCUCCUCGAGGCGCACUACCGGCGCCGCUACGCCGGCGUGCUCAUGGCCAACUUCCCGACCACGCCGCCGCACCCGUUCAACUACACCGGCACGCCGCCCAACAACACGUUCGUCGCCCACGGCACGAGGGUGGUGCCGCUCAAGUUCAACACCUCGGUGGAGCUGGUGAUGCAGGGCACCGCCAUCCAGGGCGCCGAGAGCCACCCCCUGCACAUGCACGGCUUCAACUUCUUCGUGGUCGGGCAAGGGUUCGGCAACUACGACCCCAUCAACGAUCCGGCCAAGUACAACCUCGUCGACCCCGUCGAGCGGAACACCGUCAGCGUGCCCACCGCCGGCUGGGUCGCCGUGCGGUUCCUCGCCGACAACCCAGGUGUGUGGCUUAUGCACUGCCACUUCGACGUCCACUUGAGCUGGGGCCUCUCCAUGGCGUGGAUGGUCGACGACGGGCCGCUGCCCAAUCAAAAGAUGUUGCCUCCGCCGUCCGAUCUUCCGAAAUGCUGAUGACUCGUACAAGGGCGAAGAUCUGCGCAUGAUUUCUUGCCUGCCGACCGCAUUUCUAUCUUCAUGGUCGACGUACCAACUACCAACUCCUUGAUCUGGACUGUUUAAUUUGUACUGUUGUGCUGAUUUUCUGGGAAGUCACUGGACUUUGUUUCCACGCACUUGAAUUCCCGUUUUGAAUCCGAAUAAGAAGUGACAAACUGUUUUUUCUUGGACACCUUUUCUUGGUGUGUACACCCCAUGUAAUAUGAGUUACCACCUCUUGAUCACUUAUAGUAUCCCAAA